AAGAUCCCAACAUAAGCAGGGAGACAGUUUGCGUGGGUUUGUGGGUGGCGGCGUUCGGCGAGCAUUAACACGAUGGCUUCAAGGUUGUGGGCUUCGAGGGCCGCUUCAUAUCUCAGGAUCUCAGUUUUCAACCGAGGAUUUGCCACAGUUGUGAAAGACUUAAAGUAUUUAGACUCUCAUGAGUGGGUGAAAGUAGACGGUAACUCUGCAGUGGUGGGCAUAACCGACCAUGCUCAGGAUCACUUGGGUGAUGUUGUGUAUGUCGAGUUACCAGAAGUUGGGGCUGCUGUGACACAGGGUGGCAGCUUUGGUGCAGUUGAAAGUGUCAAGGCAACUAGUGACAUCAACACUCCUGUUUCAGGAAAAGUGAUUGAAGUCAAUGGGGAACUUAAUAACUCUCCUGGUUUGGUGAAUGCAAGCCCGUACGAGAAUGGAUGGAUCAUAAAGGUGGAGAUGAACAACACAGAUGAAUUGAAAUCGCUGAUGGACUCGGAUCAGUACUCCAAAUUCUGCGAAGAAGAAGAUGCAAAGCACUGAGUGAUGAUGAUGCAUUGCUUCAAUGCGGAUUUUCAUUUCUGAAAGGGCUUGUUGCGUUGUUUUCUGUUUUAGUGAAGAAGAAGAAGAAGAAAGUAGGAAAUAAUUGAUUUCUCUUCCCCCCCUUCUCUCUCUGGCAUUUUGAUUCAACCACACUGCUCUUCUCCCUUCUUAUGAACAAAAUUACUGGCUCUUUGAUGUGGAAGUCAUCCAUGCUUGCUUAACACUUUUCCUUCUUCA
Molecule: messenger RNA, 774 nt
Organism: Diospyros lotus (date-plum)
Lineage: Eukaryota; Viridiplantae; Streptophyta; Magnoliopsida; Ericales; Ebenaceae
Product: glycine cleavage system H protein 2, mitochondrial
Exons: 3
Coding region: 73-537 (154 amino acids)
Biological process (GO): glycine decarboxylation via glycine cleavage system; protein lipoylation
Cellular component (GO): glycine cleavage complex; cytoplasm; mitochondrion
Source: RefSeq, a predicted model, not a curated record